Apis florea (little honeybee) is the source of this 556-nucleotide messenger RNA. Its product is annotated as histone H3.3-like type 1. NCBI's taxonomy places the organism in Eukaryota, Metazoa, Arthropoda, Insecta, Hymenoptera, Apidae. The record is from RefSeq and is a predicted model, not a curated record.
CUCACAAAUACAGAAUAAGAACAAACUACGAAGUUCUGAAUUCGUUUGAUGUACAAAUUUAGUUUUCAGGCCUUUUAUACGUUCGAAAGGCUAUAUCCCCACCGCUUCAACGUUAGCCAAUCAAAAGACACAACGUAUUGAACCGAGGAUAUAUAUAUGAGUGCUUCCAUCUGCAGAUUCAAAGCAUAACAAAUGAGAAGUUUAUUCAUUUUUACAACGUAAAAUGACACGCAUAAAUCAGUGUAAUAAUAGAAAUAUAAAGAGUAAAUUUCGCUCGAAAAAUAAUGCCAUUCGAGAAAUAUAUCAUUAUCAAAAGAAGACGAAAUUAUUAAUACCUAAAAAAUCAUUUGAAAGACUUAUUCAAGAAAUUAUUCAAAAUAUACAAGAUUAAACAAAUAAGAAACAUGACAACAAACAGAGUUUUCAAUGUAAAAACUACAUCAAGUAAAAUGCAGCGAUAAUAUAAUAACAAGAUAUUAUAAUUUAGAACAUUAGUGAAAUUAUCUGUUAAAAAAAUUUUCAAAUAUUUUGAAUAAAUAUUCAGAAUUAUCAAGAA